Molecule: messenger RNA, 4764 nt
Organism: Oryzias latipes (Japanese medaka)
Lineage: Eukaryota; Metazoa; Chordata; Actinopteri; Beloniformes; Adrianichthyidae
Source: RefSeq, a predicted model, not a curated record
GGCAGCUGGUUCCAAUCAGAGAGCAGGGAGGGGGAGGCAGCUGAUGGAGGCACCGUGACAGUACCCCCCACCUCAACGACCGCCUCCAGGGGGUCCAGGGCGGCGAUCCGGGUGGGCCAGGUAGAAGUCCUCGAUUAGAGUACGGUCCAGAAUAAAGGAGUGGGAGAUCCAUGAGCACUCCUCUGGACCGUAACCCUCCCAGUCCACGAGGAACUGAAAACCACGGCCCCGGCGAUGAACAUCCAGCACCCGACUGGCCGUGUACGCAGGAGCGCCAUCAACGCGGAUUGAGCCUCAGGAUUCCAAAUAAAAGGUCUAUUAACAGAGGUGAGUUGAGUCAAAGGGGCAGCAAUAGUGCUAUAAUUUCUAAUAAACGUAGAAUUCGGUAGAAAUUAGCGAAGCCGAGAAAGCGUUGGAGUUCUUUCCUAGAAUUAGGUGGUUCCCAAGUAGUGACGGCAGUGAUCUUGGCAGGAUCAGGAAGAAUGUUACCUGCUUCUAUGAUGAAGCCGAGGAAAGAAAUCGUGGGUACAUGAAAUUCGCAUUUUUCCGCUUUGACGUAUAAUUGGCUCUCCAGUAAGCGUGAGAGAACCUGCCGGACAUGGUGGAUAUGCUGAUCUUGAUCCCAAGAGUAAAUAAGGAUAUCGUCUAGGUAGACGAACACAAAAAAAGUCUCGACAGAUGAUUUCACACUGAGCCCCAACUACUGCCUUUUCAAGAAGGUGAAGACAUUGAGAACUAUUUACUGCGCUUUGAGUGCAUUGCAAAAACUUGGAGAUGGCCAGAGGUUGAGUGGGCCUGCAGACUGAUCCCACUGCUAUCAGGAAAGGCAUUGGAGGCCUACACAGCUAUGGAUGAGGAAAAAGCAGACUCAUACACUGACCUCAAAGCUGCUUUGUUGGAAAAAUUUGACAUUUCACCUGAAACCCACAGGCAGCAGUUCCGAGCGGUUUCCCUGCCAGCAGGUGAAACGCCUACAGAGACAUACCACCGUCUCAAAGGACUUUAUUGUCGAUGGAUACGACCGGAGCAGCAUUUAAAGGAGGAAAUUGGUGAGAAAAUCAUCCUGGAGCAGCUUCUGCGAGUGUUCCCUCCUGAUGUCCGGACCUGGGUGAAGGAACAUGAGCCGACGGAUGGGCUGACAGCUGCCAAGCUUGCUCUUCAGUACCUGAAUGCACGAAAAGGAUCUCUGCCUCCUCGAGGGACCAGCAGUGCACCUCGUUCAGGACAACCAGCAUCACUUGUUCGUUUGACAAGGGGAGAUAGCCAGCCGGAACGUCCAGGUACCACAGCCAGUCGCCGAGACCAGCAGGACUCUGGUAAGACUUUUACUUGCUAUUACUGUCAGCAGCCGGGCCACAAGGCUUCAGUGUGUCCCCUACGCAAGACUAAGGUAACUGGUUCCUGCUACGCUCCACGUGAUAAAGAUGAACAUGUAAAAAAAGAACUGCAACAGAAAACUCACAAAACUGUGACUGUGAAUGGACAAAAAGUGACUGCUUUAUUAGACACUGGUAGUUUCACAUCUCUUGUAAAGAAAAGUGUUGUUCCUAUCAGUAGUGUGGACCUUAAUAACAAAACAGACAUUCUGUGUGUUCAUGGUGACAAACAUACAUAUCCAAAUGCAGAGGUAACAGUUGUUAUUGAUGACCAACCCUAUUUAAUAACUGUUGGAGUAGUUGAUCAUUUACCAGUUGACAUUCUUUUGGAUAGGGGUUUUCCUAUGUUAAUGGGUUUGCUACAAAGUGAAGAGUAUAUUCAUGAAACUGAUGUUUCAGCUCCAGUAAUUACACGAUCUAAAGCUAAAAUGGGGGUUCAACCACUGCCAGACUUGGACAGUAGUAUGUGUCAGAAUGCCACCCAGAAGGUCAAAAAAACAACGUCGUUUUGAGAAGCAUUCAAAUAUCACAGGUUCGGAUACUGAUGACUUGUUGAUUAGCAAAAUAUGGGAAGUGCCAGCUAACAUUGGUGAGUUGCAAAAAAAUGAUGAGACACUGAAAAAUCUGUUUUCGAAGGUUACAGAUGAGACAAAUGCAUUACAAAUGUGAAAAGAGUACUUUAUUGUUGACAGUAAUAUGCUCUAUGUUCUCUGUGAUGGGAAAAUACGGAUUGUAAUCCCAAAAAACUGCAGACCACUGAUAAUGCACUUGGCACACACCAUCCCUUGGGCUGGACACCUUGGUCGACACAAAACCUACAUGCGUGUUAGUUCUCGUUUCUAUUGGCCUAGUGUGUACUCUGAUGUACAACAGUUCUGUGCUACCUGUCCCAUCUGUCAAAAAACUGUUAUAUCUCAUAAGUCUGACAGGGCUCUCCUGCAACCACUCCCCAUUAUAUCAACUCCAUUCCGAAGGUUGGCGAUGGACAUCGUUGGACCACUGGUGAAGAGCAGCCAAGGGCACCAAUACAUCUUGGUCGUCUGCGAUUAUGCAACACGCUUCCCUGAGGCUUUCCCCCUACGCAGUAUCACCACAUCAUCUGUAAUGCAAUGUUUGGUCCAAUUGUUCUCUAGAACAGGGAUUCCUGAUGAAAUCCUAACUGAUCAAGGGACAAACUUCACAUCAAGGUUAAUGCAGCUCUUCCACAACAGCUAGGCAUCACCUCUAUCAAAACCACACCAUACCAUCCACAAACUGACGGUCUUGUUGAAAGAUUUAAGCAGACAUUGGAAAGAAUACUACAAAAAUUUGUUGAUGAUACUGGCAGAGACUGCCACCGUUGGUUACCUUUCCUUCUUUUUGCAUAUCAGGAGGUUCCACAAGCUUCUACCGGAUUCUCAGCUUUCAAGCUGCUGUAUGGGUGGGACGUCCAAGGACCACUCGACUUACUUCAAAAGUCUUGGGAGGACUCUGCUUUCAAAACCAAGGAAGGAGUGUCGUGCAGUGCAUACUGGAGAUGAAGGAGGGACUGCAAAACUACAGAGACGAAGCUGAGCUGCAUUUGCAAAAAGCUCAGAAAAUGCAGAAAACCUAGUAUGACCUACAUGCACGCAAUCGUGAGUACCAACCGGGUCAGAAAGUUCUUCUUCUGCUACCGUCUUCUACCAGUAAAAUACUAACCAAAUGGCAAGGACCAUACACGGUGACCAGAAAAAUAAGUCCAGUCACAUAAGACAUAGAACAUCCUGAAAGGAAGAAGAAAAAGCAAAUUUAUCAUGUGAACCUUUUUAAAGAAUGUAAAGAGCAAGUGACUCAGCCAGUGAAAGCUACACUUGUAGUAGGACAACCAGAGAAGGAGGCUGUAAAUGAGGAAGUGCUGAAAGAAACUUUGACACGAUUAGAACAUCUUACUCGUGAGCAAAUUACACAACUCUCCCAGGUUUUCCAGGAGGUGCCUUCCCUGUUCAGCAACAACCCAGGAAGAACAACGCUCGCAGAGCACAUUAUCAGGCUGAAGGAGGCAAAACCUGUUCGCCAGCAGCCUUACAGAGUUCCUCAGCAGCUGAUUGGAAAACUUCAUGAAGAGGUGGACGCCAUGUUAUCUUCAGGGGUUAUUGAACCAUCUAACUCAGAAUGUUGCAGCCCAGUGGUAAUCGUUACGAAGAAAGAUGGCUCAUUGAGGAUCUGCAUUGACUUCCGCAAACUUAAUUCUGUUUCAGAGUUUGACGCUUACCCCAUGCCGAGGAUUGAUGACUUGUUGGAGAAGAUCGGGUCUGCCGCAUACAUUAUGACACUGGACAUGUGCAAGGGAUACUUGCAGGUACCAUUAGCAGCAUCCAGUAGACCUUACACUGCUUUCUAAACACCCUCAGGUCUCUUCCAGUUCACUGUGAUGCCUUUUGGAUUGCAUGGAGCACCUGCAACAUUCCAAAGACUCAUGAAUAGGGUACUCCAGGGGUGUGAGGAGUUCAGUGCAGCAUACCUGGAUGAUGUUGUGAUCUUCAGUAGUACCUGGGAGGAACAUCUCCAACACCUGAAGAGGGUCCUGAGGAAACUCAAAGACUCGGGGCUGACCCUCAACAUCUCUAAAUGUGAGUGGGCAAAGCAAGAAACGCAGUACCUGGGAUACCAGCUUGGAAAAGGUGAGGUGCGACCACAGUCGGACAAGGUGGAAGCUGUCCGAAAUUGCCCUCUGCCUAAAACCAAGAAGGAGAUCCGGUCUUCUCUUGGGCUAGCUGGUUGGUACCGUCAGUUUGUGCCAGACUUUGCUUCAAUUGCAGCACUACUCACUGCAUUAACAGGCAAAGGCCAGAAAAAUCCACUUUGUUGGACUGAAGAAUGUGAGAGAGCCUUCAAUGCAUUAAAGCCUGUUCAUGCUCUACUCCAGUCCUCAGAAGCCCAGACUUCAACAAGCGAUUCCUGGUUCAGGUGGAUGCCUCUGCAGUGGGUCUUGGAGCUGUCUUGGCACAAGGGAAUCCAGGUCAAGAACGUCCUGUCCUGUACCUAAGUCGGAAACUGCUUCCAAGGGAAACAAGGUAUUCUGUAGUGGAGAAAGAAGCCCUUGCCAUCAAGUGGGGAUUGGAAUGUCUGCGGUAUUACCUUUCAGGAGGAGAGUUUGACCUAGAGACUGAUCACAGAGCCCUGACAUGGAUCAACUCUAUGAAGGACCGCAACAGUCGAAUCACCCGAUGGUACCUGUCCCUGCAACCAUUUAGGUUCGAUGUUCGUCAUCGAUCUGGCAAGAUGAACCUAUUGGCUGAUUAUCUUUCAAGGUUGCAAUACAAGGUUGCAAUACAGCGCCAACCAUGGAGAGGAGGGGGAUGAUGUGACGAAGUAGCGUCACCGUUGCAGGACAGCAACUUAACAUGUAGCUGUAGCUGCAGCUAAA